GCCCACGCGUCAUCCUCAGCCACGCGCCCCCGCAACGCCGCUUUUAACCGCGGCCGCCACCGCCGCCCGUCGUCUUCUCUCCGCGAAUCGAGCCAGCCACACUCGACGCCAAGCCAACCACGCUCGCGCGAGGCAGGUGGCACUCCGGUGGCUGGCCCGGCCCGCUGCGCAGAUCUCGCCUCGGCUCCGGCUCGUCCCGUCCAGGAUCCGGUGAGCGCGUGCGUGCGCGGCGGCGGCGCUGCCAUUGUUGAGGAGGAUGGGCAGCACAAGCGCGUUCGUCAUCAGGUGGAUCAACUUCUUCACCAUGAUACUAGCGCUGCUGGUGGUGGGGUUCGGCUUCUGGAUGAGCACCCACAAUGACGAGUGCAGACGGACCUUGACGGUGCCUGUGAUGGGCCUUGGAGGAGUAAUUUUCCUCAUAUCUCUCGUGGGGUUUCUUGGUGCCUGGAAGAAAAUUACUUGCUUGCUUUGGACAUAUCUAAUAAUGCUGUUCGUGGUUUUGGUGGCAAUCAUGGUGUUCACAGUGCUUGCGUUUAUCAUUACAAAUACCGGAACUGGCCAUUCUGUCCCUGGGGUGAGAUAUAAAGAGUAUCGUUUGCAGGAUUAUAGCUCUUGGUUUAUCAAACAGCUCAAUGACACCGAAAAAUGGACUCGACUGAAAAGUUGCCUUGUGAAGUCAGAUGAUUGCAAUGGUUUGUCAAGAAGAUACAAGACUCUGAAACAAUACAAGCUUGCAGAUCUUACUCCCAUGGAGUCUGGUUGCUGCCGUCCACCGGCAGAGUGCGGGUACCCAGCUGUAAACGCUUCCUACUUCGAUUUGAGCUACCAUCCGGUCAGCACGAAUGUGGACUGCAAACUGUACAAAAACGGGCGCUCUGUUCUAUGCUAUGAUUGUGAUUCUUGCAAAGCUGGGGUUGCUCAGUACAUGAAGGCAGAGUGGAGGGUGGUCGCCAUCUUCAACGUGAUCUUGUUCGUCAUCUUGUCCUUCGUCUACUUCGUUGCGUGCUGUGCGCGCCGAAACGCAGGAGAGAACGACUCCAAGGUUCCUACAAGAUGGCACGCAUAAUUGCCUGAGGAAGCAGUCAGUCAGUCAUCGAAUGCCAUAGCAAGAGAGUUGAGCUUUGCUAUCCCUUGUAGUGACAUUGUUCAGUCAAGUUUGUUGAUGAAAUGGAAUGCAGGGGCUUUCUUUUUGGGUGUGGGAUGAUGGUGAUGUUCUUUGUCGCAAUCAACUUGUGAACAUUUUAUGAGAAAGAAUGCCAUCUCACUUCAGAUAAAUGAAGCGUAUUGGGUUUAACAAUGGAUGAAUGGAAAUUUCAAUGAUAGGCCAAUAUCUAAAAAUUUAUUAGGAAGUACUAAAUCAUGAGCCUUAAAUUUAUAUAGCUCAACUAAUCUUGAAAUUGAGCAAUGUUUGAUGAAGGAACGUGUCAAAACAACAAAUGGCGUAAUAACAUAGCCAUAGAGUGGUCGUCAAUAUCUGCUGAAUUACCGUCCAGUAGAGCAA
Molecule: messenger RNA, 1501 nt
Organism: Oryza brachyantha (malo sina)
Lineage: Eukaryota; Viridiplantae; Streptophyta; Magnoliopsida; Poales; Poaceae
Product: tetraspanin-10
Exons: 11
Coding region: 257-1066 (269 amino acids)
Biological process (GO): auxin-activated signaling pathway
Cellular component (GO): plasmodesma; plasma membrane
Source: RefSeq, a predicted model, not a curated record